GCGUCUUCCUCGUGGCUUGGCUCUCCUGCUUCCUGACUUCUCUUGGACCUUGCUACGUCUCUCUCCAACAGGUUUCUACAUCCAGGUGCUAUCCGUUUGAGCCUGUGUUUCAGUCGUCGUCGUUGUCGUCCUCGCCGCCGCCUCCGCUUUCGCCGCACAGGUACUCCUCACGUGAAAUUACUUUUCGCCUCCAAGAUGCCUAUAUGGGACCCCCUCGUUCCUGCUGAACGAGCUAUCCAGCGCGGCCUGGCGCGUCUCCCGCCAGCCGUAAGCCAUUGGCUCGGGUAUCGAUCACAGACCUUACCACCAUCCCGUACAUGGCUUGUCUGCAUGUGGGGAUUCAUCGGCGCUUUUUGCGGACUCAGCACCAUCUUGGCUAUUUUCGGGCAUACAGACUACUUCAGAAGCCGUGCUGUACCACCCGUCAUCGCUUCAUUUGGUGCUUCAGCAAUUCUCUGCUACGGCGCCAUUGAUGUGCCUCUUGCCCAGCCACGUUCUCUGGUCUUUGGCCACUUCUUCAGUGGCCUAACUGGCGUCAUUAUCGCCACAAUUUUCCAGUUUGAUCUCGAAACCGAGCCUUUUCCUCGUCUCCAAUGGCUCGCAGCUUCACUCGCAACAGCCAUUGCCCUGGUCGUCAUGCAUCUCACAAAAACAACCCAUCCACCUGCAGGCGCAACGGCACUGCUUCCCUGCGUCGACCCGCACAUCUGGGCUCUGAGGUGGUACUACCUGCCCGUAUUGCUACUUAGCUCGUCUGUAGUACUAGUGAGCGCGGUGCUUCUGAUGAACCUGCAGAGGCAGUAUCCAAAGUUCUGGGUUGCGCAGAUUCCGCCAGCCCCAGCUGCGGAAAAGAAGGAAAAGAGCGUGGCCGAGAAGAAGACGAAUGCAUUGAAUGAGGGCUCGGAGGCUGGCAGUGCCCGGGAUACACUGCAGGAUAUGGAAAGAGGACCGUUGUAA
Messenger RNA from Bipolaris maydis ATCC 48331, 957 nucleotides. RefSeq names its product HPP family-domain-containing protein. NCBI's taxonomy places the organism in Eukaryota, Fungi, Ascomycota, Dothideomycetes, Pleosporales, Pleosporaceae. The record is from RefSeq and is a predicted model, not a curated record.